AUGAACAAGGAAUUUAAUGCUUCUAUCGAACCGGGUCGGAAAUUCUACAACUUCCCCGAGGUCGUGACAUUCGACAUCUUCGGCUUCACCGGGCGUGGAGCAUUCAAGGAACAUUUCGACGAGACAUUCCACUACUUAUCCAACUCGACCUUUCAAAUCAAGGAUAUCGAGGUCUUUGCCACGUCUAAGACAACUAGGUACGCUCACAUGUACCAGAGGCUGAUCGGAGGGACUGCGGAUGAUGGCAAAAUAUUCGAAAUGACCUACCGGAUCACUGAAAUCUUGAUCAAGGCAAACGGGCAAUGGCAGUGGGUGCACGAGCAUGUGUCUUUCCCCACCGAUAUGAAGACGAUGAAGUCGGACCCAAUCUGCUCCGUUGAUCCUAAGAAGGCUUUCCAAUUCUAA
Messenger RNA from Rhinocladiella mackenziei CBS 650.93, 405 nucleotides. RefSeq lists its product as uncharacterized. The coding region runs from base 1 to 405 and encodes 134 amino acids. Lineage: Eukaryota; Fungi; Ascomycota; Eurotiomycetes; Chaetothyriales; Herpotrichiellaceae. The record is from RefSeq and is a predicted model, not a curated record. The transcript has a single exon.